UUAAAGCAAUCGCUUAGCGGUAAACAAGCAACUUAAUAUUGCUUAUUAUGAUUUUAAUUAUGCUCACAACUUAAUCAAUGCUUGUUUAAUCGCCAACAGCUUAUAGACUACUGACCUUAGCUUCAAACUUUGUGCACAAUAUGUGCAAAUAAUUAAAGGACGAAAAUGUUAGACAACGAACUUGACACUUCGGCGAAAAUCCACAAGUCGGCCUAGAGAAGUCUUGGGGCAUAAACAUAAACUAAGCUCAUUAAGUAUUCAUUAAUGCAGGCUGUCAAGAAACUCACGUUAGUCUUUAAUGCUCAGAUUGUGUAAUUGGCUGGCAAAGCUAUAAACACUUAUGCCCACAAUCCUGGUUAGCUUGCCAGGUGUCCCGGAUGGGCUGUGAAAUUUGCAUAAUUCACUAAAAUUGAGCGCUGAAUUAAGCAAGUAGCUACUCGAAAAUGCACUCAACAAAAACCGCUAAUACAAUUUGACACCAAGGUAGUUUGACAUUGCCACAUCCUUUCACAAUAUGCAACCAAUGCCUUAGUAUAUAAGCGUGCGAUAUCAACAGUUUUGUUAUCAGUCGAGUUCCAACUGUUCCAAGCAGUUACCAGCAGCAUGUUCAACAAAUUCAGCGUCACCUUAGCCAUGCUCCUAGCGCUCUGCGCGCUGAGCAGCUCCAGGGAAGUCAACAUGAGACUCUGCAGCGAUAUGCUUAAUCAGGCGCUCAGCAAAAUGUGCGAAAAAACGGGCUUCAACGACAUGGUGUCCAAGCGCAGCUCAUAUGCUGCUUUGGGCUUUGAUCCUAUCGAUCCCAUUCAAUUCAUUGAGGCGAAAGAAUCCGCGGAUGUUUUGCCAUAUCCCUUGUCUAAUGGACGUAUGAGUGAUUUCUACGAUAACAAUGUGAUCAGCUCGCUGACAGCCACACGACGCUUAACCCGCAACGGCAUCAUCGAGCAUUGCUGCAUGAGAGCGUGCUCCAAAUACGAGUUGAGCGGCUACUGCAGGGCUCCUUAAACAGUGAAGAACCCCAAUCAGAGUACAUGAGCCUGUGUAAUUACCUUUUUGUUAUCUACACAGAUUCUUGCUUAUUUAUAUA
This is a messenger RNA of Drosophila busckii, 1084 nucleotides long. RefSeq names its product probable insulin-like peptide 2. Lineage: Eukaryota; Metazoa; Arthropoda; Insecta; Diptera; Drosophilidae. Gene Ontology annotation, cellular component: extracellular region. The transcript is spliced from 2 exons. Gene Ontology annotation, molecular function: hormone activity. The record is from RefSeq and is a predicted model, not a curated record. Bases 604 to 1002 code for a protein of 132 amino acids.